Exophiala xenobiotica is the source of this 1510-nucleotide messenger RNA. RefSeq lists its product as uncharacterized. The transcript has a single exon. The record is from RefSeq and is a predicted model, not a curated record. Bases 1 to 1305 code for a protein of 434 amino acids. Gene Ontology annotation, biological process: regulation of DNA-templated transcription. Gene Ontology annotation, molecular function: DNA-binding transcription factor activity. NCBI's taxonomy places the organism in Eukaryota, Fungi, Ascomycota, Eurotiomycetes, Chaetothyriales, Herpotrichiellaceae.
AUGCCGCCGACUAGAGGCCAAAGUAAGCGAAAAGCUACCGACUUGAACGUUCCUUGUCCUGGAGAAGAUGCCGCGGAACGGAAGCGGGUGUUGAACGUUCUAGCUCAGAGACGGUACAGGCAGAGACAGAGAGAGCACGUCAAGCAACUCGAAGCACAAACCAAUAACGCCACCCAAUCUAACCAGGUCCCACGAGACACUCUCACAAAUGCAGCAGAGCCUUGCGCUGCACAGGAUGUCCUACAUCAGACUCUGUCAGUCCCCAGUCUGCGGAAUGGAAAGACGCCCGUCCUGGACGGUCAGAUAUUCCACGGAGAUCUGAGCGCAUCAUUCUUCCAACAUGCUCAACAGCUCGAAGUUGACUCAGACACGGCACAGAUAUUUAUCGAUCCGGGAGACCCCUUUGCAACGUUCGACGAGAAUCCAUUCGCCCUGGGCAUAGAUAACCAGGAUUUCUUCGACUCGCCCAUCCUCGUUCCCCCUCUCCACAGUCCGUCGACAUCCGAGACGACGCGCUCCUCAUCCUCCUCUAACCAAAGCACAAGUUGGUCUUUGCCUUCGCUCGGCUUCACCGAUCCUACCCUGGACCAAGCUCCUGGUACUGGUAUAUCCAAGGACGACCACCGCCGUUCGCAAUCACGAUCGCGAUCGCCAACAUCUCAAGGCACGCGGCACCAUGCUCAAAAUACUAGUAUGCAGUCAGGGCAGUACACAUUCCCGGACGAAUGUCAUCUCGAAAUGCCCGAACUGGCCCUCCUUCGUGGCUGCAUGUCCAUCGCGCACCGCCUAAACGUGCAAGAUAUCAUAUGGUCACUGUCCUCGGUUUCUCCCUUUUUCACUUCUUCUUCUUCUUCCUGUCCGACGACCAAGUUGGCCACGUCCUCGAGCCUGGGUCUGAGUCUUCAACAAUUCUCCCACCUCCCACCCAAUCUCCGCCCGACACCCGCGCAACUCGCCAUCCCGCACCAUCCCCUGAUAGACCUCCUUCCCUGGCCGAGCGUGCGGGACCGCUUGAUCCACGUCCUCAACCAACCGCCGCAGUUUCGUCCCGCCGGAGCCAAGAGCCCCAUGGCGCUGAUCGAGUUCGUGUACGACAUUGAGGAUCCGAACGAGGGGGUCCGCAUCAGUGGGUCGGACCCCUACGACGGACGGAAUUGGGAGGUCGGCGAGAAGGUGUUCAAGGGGUGGUGGUGGUGUUUUGAUCGCGAGGUGGUGAGCAGGACGAACGAAUUGAGGAAGAGACGAGGGGCGGGCACGUUAGGGUUUGGCAUGAUGGGUGGGAGUGUGUUGGGAGAGGUGGGUUGACCUGUUUAGAAAUAGGAAAGACAGAAAAUGUCCUGGGGAUUGGAGCAGCGUUUGUUACAGUGAUCUGGUGGACAUGUCAGUGCAUUUUGCGAUGUCUCGUCACUCCCUUGUCGGAUCGAUGAGGAACCCGAGGGACAUCAUCGGAUGUGCUGUUACUAUAGUAGAUAUACACAUUCAAUGCUCAACACUGCCCGGCAGCUACUGG